This is a messenger RNA of Lottia gigantea (owl limpet), 858 nucleotides long. RefSeq lists its product as hypothetical. Gene Ontology annotation, biological process: transmembrane transport. Gene Ontology annotation, cellular component: plasma membrane. The transcript is spliced from 3 exons. NCBI's taxonomy places the organism in Eukaryota, Metazoa, Mollusca, Gastropoda, Lottiidae. Gene Ontology annotation, molecular function: water channel activity. The record is from RefSeq and is a predicted model, not a curated record. The coding region runs from base 1 to 858 and encodes 285 amino acids.
AUGGUGACAAGUCUAGAUGACAUUCAAUCUGUGAAAUUUUGGAAGGCGGUGAUUGCCGAGUUCCUGGGUACCAUGUUAUUGGUGCUGGUAGCAUGUGGUUCCUGUAUUACUCUAGGAAAGGCUACAGCACCAACUAUUACUCAAAUUUCGCUGUGUUUUGGACUCAGUGUGGCCACUAUCGUAUGGAAUAUCGCCCAUGUUAGUGGUGGACAUAUCAACCCUGCUGUAACUGUGGGAAUGUUCGCUGCAAGGAAGAUCAGUUUAGCUAGAGCCUGUUUCUAUGUCCUGUUCCAGUUAGUCGGAUCUAUUGUAGGGGCGGGUCUGUUAAUGGCGAUGACUCCAGUUGAAAAACAUGGGACACUGGGAAUGACAUUAGUGUCAGACAAAAUUAACAUUGGACAAGCAGUUGGAAUUGAAUUCUUCAUCACCUUUAUAUUGGUAUUUACUGUGUUCGCUUCCUGUGAUAGCAAGAGAAAAGAUUUGAAUGGUUCCAUUCCUUUAACGAUUGGCCUGUCGGUGACAAUGUGUCAUCUGUUUGCGAUUCAGUAUACUGGCUCCAGUAUGAAUACAGCCAGGUCGUUUGGUCCAGCUGUUAUAAUGGCGGUGUGGGAUCAUCAUUGGGUGUACUGGUUGGGUCCAAUAUUGGGUGGUGCUGUGGCAGGUAUUCUUUAUGACCAUGUGUUCGCAUCCAAUUCCUCUCUACAGAAAGUCAAGGCCUGUCUGCUGACCAGUGCUUAUGACGACGAUAAAUACCAAGCACACAAAAUGAAGAUUCGUAUCAUAGAAGAAGAAGAAGGCCAGAAAGAAGAGUUGGAUUUUUUGAACAAUGAGAAUUCUAAAGAUGAUGCGAGAAUUUGA